Molecule: messenger RNA, 420 nt
Organism: Echinococcus granulosus
Lineage: Eukaryota; Metazoa; Platyhelminthes; Cestoda; Cyclophyllidea; Taeniidae
Exons: 2
Coding region: 1-420 (139 amino acids)
Source: RefSeq, a predicted model, not a curated record
AUGGAGGCUGUGAAGAUGCUUGAGGCUGGCUUAGAAGUGUCCGCCGACAGCGAGGAACUUGAGGAGUUGAAAGCGAAGACUAUGUAUUUUCAGUCGACGAUGGCAGCAAAGGAGGAGGAGAGACAGAAUGCAGUGAAAGAGAGGUAUGGCACUCUGCCAGAUGAUGUUAAACACUUCGCUGUAGUAGCCACUGGCGGUGCGCCUAAAUGCACAGUCGCGGAGGUCUCCCUCGACCAUAUGCUUUGCCUUGUCAAGGAGUUUAUUUCAAACGGCUUCGCGUCGCUGGAUAAGCGGCUCAUACUAAAUGCGAUUGCUACCACUACAAACUCCUGCAUUUAUCGCCUCUCACCCCAAGCAUUAAGUAAAGCACUGUCAGCGUUUCACCAAAUAGUCAUAUCGCUGCCAUCCAGCAUUUUGUAA